GACACACGCAGCACUGAGGAGGAAGUGAGACGAAGUGACCGCGUUCAAACAAAGUGUCCGUGAGUUUCUGUUGGGAAAGCAUCAAGAUCUGCGGCAAACUGUGCAGGAUUGCGUUCAUCUCCAAAAUCCGGGUUGCAGCCGGAGAGAGAAGAUGGCAGCCGGAAAAAGUGGACCCCAGUAAGCAGCAGAGAUCAUGUUUGUGGCUCCCACUUUUCUUCAGGUGAUUGGCAGGAGGAGGAGAGUCUGACGGAGGAGCAGAGGAAUGUUGGCAGCCAUUUAGUCUGAGCUCAACAACAGAGGAAACAUGGAUUCUUCACAAAAAAAAUGUAAACACAGCAAUGGAAUGAGAUGUGGGACCUCUGAGGAGGAUAUGGAUGGUUCGGCAACAACAGCAAAAAGAGAUGAAUCACUCAGUUGUGAGCAAUGUGGCAAGACUUUCAUCACAGCAACAAAGCUAAGAAUUCACAAACGUAUUCACACUGUGGAGAAACCAUUCAGGUGUGAUCAGUGUGGAAAGGCUUUUACUCAGAAGAGUACUCUAACAAGCCAUCAACUCAUUCACAGUGGAGUUAAACCAUUCAGCUGUGAUCAGUGUGGACAGGGUUUUACUGACAAGAAUAAUCUAGCAAUACAUAAACUCAUUCACAGUGGAGUUAAACCAUUCACCUGUGAUCAGUGUGGAAAGGGUUUUAGUCGGAGGAGUCACUUAAAAAGACAUCAACUCAUUCACAGUGGAGUGAAACCAUUCAGCUGUGAUCAGUGUGGAAAGGCUUUUACUCGCGUGUUCUCUUUGAAAUCCCACCAACUCAUUCACAGUGGAGUUAAACCAUUCAGCUGUGAUCAGUGUGGACAGGGUUUUACUCACAAGAGUACAUUAAAAACUCAUCAACUCAUUCACAGUGGAGUUAAACCAUUCAACUGUGAUCAGUGUGGAAAGGCUUUUACUCACAUGCUCUCUUUAAAAUCCCACCAACUCAUUCACAGUGGAGUUAAACCAUUCAGCUGUGAUCAGUGUGGAAAAGCUUUUACUCAGAAGAGUACGUUAAAAAAUCAUCAACUCAUUCACAGUGGAGUUAAACCAUUCAACUGCGAUCAGUGUGUGAAAACCUUUACUCAACAUGAACAGUUGUCGAUCCAUCAAUGCCCCCAUUCUGGUAGAAAGCGGUACCACUGUGACUCCUGUGAAAAAACUUUCAGCUCCCAACAGACCUUAAUAUAUCACCAACGCAUCCACACUGGACAUGAUGUGUACGUAUGUGAUCACUGUGGUGAACCAUUUGUACAGUACUCACAGUUAAAAGCUCAUGAAGUGACCCACACUGAGGUUAAACCAUACAUUUGUGACCAGUGUGGGAAACGCUACAGCUACACUGCAUGCCUCAAAGUUCACCAACGUGUCCACACUGGGGAGAGACCAUACAGAUGUGACAAGUGUAAGAAGACUUUUACAACUUUGGGUUCCCUGAAACAACACCAGCAGAUCCACACCAGAAAGAAAGCAUUCAAUCAGUGUCACAGUGAGCAGAACGGAACAGAUGGACAAAACUCUCAGACUUACCAGCACUCUGCCAAUGGUGAACAGUGCUGCUUUGACCAGUCUGGACCAACGUCCAACCAACAAGGAACCCUACAACGACACCAGCGUAUGCACACUGGACACAGACUGAACCCCUGCCAAGAAGAUUUCUCCAUGCAGGAUUCAGUAAAAGUUCGUGAAGUCCUCCGCAAACUUAAAGUCCUUGAGAUCCGGCUUCACAGAAUUCAGGUCUAAUUUCUUUGUUUAGUGUCUUCGUUGCUUCGUUGCAAAAUCCAUUAAGAGGAAAGCUGUCGUUAACAGACGUGACUGUAAAUUAAUUAAACCAUUCAAAGUGAUUACUCAGUUAAAUGAAUUAUCAGUGGUAGAGGGAUAGACGUCUGGAUGGAGGCAGUGAGCAGCAGGGCAAAUUUCUUCAAUUACCAGCUUAAUCGUUCCUCAGAUCCCUCUGGGCUGCAGGAACCUGUUAGAUGCAGAGCUGGUUCAGUGAUUCUUUGAUGAUUAAUCAUAAUUAAUUUAGGAGAUUACUGGCCUUAGGAUUCAUAUCUAUCUCUCAGGACAAUGAUGAAGAAUCUCUAAUAUUGAACAAGUAGAUCAAAUAAUCUCAGAUUAUGUGUGAGUUGAAAUACAAAAACAUAAAUUGUUAGAUGAAAUGUAGAAUCUUUGAAAGCUGACAUGGAGUUUAGAAUCACUUCUUUGUAAAUUAGCUGCAUCCAGUCAUUACCAUGACAUUGGCAUCAUGGAACCAUGACCACAUAUACACCCCCUGUCAAAAGUUUUAGGACAGGUACUAAUUGAUUUGAAUGAGAAAGUGUCCUAAAACAUUUGACAGAGGGUGUAUAUGUCUGUAGAUAGUGGCUUUUUCAAUGUUUUUUUUUUCAAAAUUAAGUUGUUUUAAAGUUUGAAAAUGUGGGAAAAAUAUGUAUUUUCACAGUGAAACUUCUGAUGUCCACGUUUUCAACAUUUUUGGGAAAUCUUUGAACAUUUUUAGGUGGAAAUAAAGAAAAAUUAAAAAUAUUUCUAAAGAAGGGAUUUUGGUUGAUUUUUAUGUGAAUGUUUGUAAAGAAAAUAUUAGACGUUUUACUGAAAUAUAUGUAAUCUCUUUAGAUAUUUUUAGGAUUUUUUUGGAAGAUUUUUACUCUUUAUUUGGAAAAUAUUUACAACAAAUUUUCUUGCCAAAUUUGGGGGAUUUUUUGAAAAGAAAACUUAAGAAAUUACUGGAAUUUUCUUCCUGAAGGUUUUGCAAAUUUUCAGAAAUUUGGGGAAUUUUUUGCUGAAUUUUUUAAUUUUUUUUAAGACAAGGAAGCAAUGUUGUUUUUUUGCCUGUAAAUGAGGACAACAGGAGGGUUAAAACAUUAAAAGGCAACAUUAUUAAGGUUUCUUUUAUCAAACGUUUUUCAUCAACAAGUACACAAAAUAGAUUAAAAAUAUAAUCUAACAUAUUUACUGAAUAAAAACUUUGAAUUUCUUCUUUAUGUUGUUCUUCUGCAUAACUCACUAUUUCAAACUGGCUCAUGUUACUUCCAUGUGAUCUGCCAUUAAAACGGCCACAUUCUACCAUAAACACUGUAAAUAAUAACACACCUGCUCAAAGUUAAAGGCCAACAUACGACCCAAACAUGACAUGGAUUUGGUGCCACUUUCAACUAAGAUGAUCUCUUCUGUUAAACAAACCGUUGAUGGUGAAUCUUUUUUCCAGAUAUGAAGCUGCUCCUUCCAGGUCCACAGACAGUAAACAAAACAAAGCUCUCUGUAAAAACCCUCAGAAUGUUGAAUAGAAUAAAUGUGGACAGUUUCAUGACUGUAAGAGAAGAUUUCUGGAUCAUUUUGUGUCUCAUUUGUGUCAUUAUGUGUUUUGUUUUGUUCAGUUUACGUCUUUCUGUCUGGUUUUAAACAGUUUGCAUCUUUUCAUGGUUUUUUUUUUUCUUCCAUUUUGGUCAUUUUGUGCCUUAAUUUUGACCAUUUUGUGGUUCAUUUUAGUCACUUUGUGUGUUUUUAAGUUUAUUUCUGUUUAAAAUUGUUCAUCUUGUUAGUUCUUUUGGUCAGUUCACGUCUAUUUCAUCAUUCUGUGACUCAGUGGCCAUUUCUGUUUCAGUUUUCAUCUCAUUUUUGCUCUGAGUUGCUCAUUUUAUCUCUCAUUUUAGUCAUUUUCCAUCACUUUAAAGUUGUUUUUGUUCAAUUUUGGUCAUUGUGCAUCUUAUUGGAUCAUUUCGUGCAUUUCAUCAUGUCUUUAGAAAAAAAAAAUGUAUCAAUCAGACAGUAAAUGAUCUAUGAACAAACCUCUGUGUAAAACCUUCAGAAUGUUGAAUAGAAUAAAUUUGGACCGUGAUGAAUGUUAGUAAAGAUUUCUGGAUCAAUCUGGUCA
This is a messenger RNA of Acanthochromis polyacanthus (spiny chromis), 3899 nucleotides long. Its product is annotated as zinc finger protein 501-like. The coding region runs from base 305 to 1771 and encodes 488 amino acids. The transcript is spliced from 5 exons. Gene Ontology annotation, molecular function: DNA-binding transcription factor activity; RNA polymerase II cis-regulatory region sequence-specific DNA binding. NCBI's taxonomy places the organism in Eukaryota, Metazoa, Chordata, Actinopteri, Pomacentridae. Gene Ontology annotation, biological process: regulation of transcription by RNA polymerase II. The record is from RefSeq and is a predicted model, not a curated record.